GUGAAUUUGAUUUGGAGGAAAGGAGAAGAGUGGAGAGGAGCGAGUGUGAUGAGCAUCAGUGAUUUGAUAUAAAAAAGGGACCAAUCACUCCUUUUUUUCAUUCCCAUACUUUUGGUCUCGUUAUCCAGUGAUAGAAGACUACCCAACAUAACAAAAACAUUCUCCUUCUCUUCCUCUCUUCGCUCUACAAAAUCCCAAUUCCAGCAAAACACAUUGGUUUCAAGUCUUUCCUCUUAUGGAAAAUCAACAGCCUUCCCUCAAAUCAAGAUUCAGACGCGUCUGUGUCUUCUGCGGUAGCAGCCCUGGCAAGAAUCCUAGCUAUCAGCUUGCUGCUAUUCAACUUGGCCACCAACUGGUCGAAAGGAACAUUGACUUGGUUUAUGGUGGAGGAAGCAUUGGUCUGAUGGGUCUGGUCUCUCAAGCUGUUUAUGAUGGUGGCCGCCACGUGUUGGGAGUGAUACCCAAGACUCUUAUGCCAAGAGAGAUAACAGGAGAAACAGUGGGGGAAGUAAGAGCAGUAUCAGGCAUGCACCAACGCAAGGCAGAAAUGGCUCGUCAGGCUGAUGCAUUUAUAGCCUUACCAGGUGGUUAUGGAACCUUGGAAGAACUGUUGGAGGUCAUAACUUGGGCUCAGCUUGGAAUCCAUGAUAAACCGGUAGGGCUAUUGAAUGUGGAUGGCUACUACAACUCACUUCUAUCAUUCAUUGACAAGGCUGUCGAUGAAGGCUUCAUCACCCCAUCUGCCCGUCACAUUAUUGUUUCUGCCCAAUCUGCCCAUGAACUCAUGUGCAAGCUUGAGGAAUAUGAACCUAGGCACUCUGGGGUGGCCUCCAAGCUAAGUUGGGAGAUGGAGCAACAACUGGGUUACACAAUAAAGUCAGAUAUUGCACGUUGACACAUGGUCAAAUUUGUGUGAUGGAAGAUAUUGAUGACCUUAGCUGAUCUUCUUUUAAAAAUAAAAAAUACACAAAAGCUAUAUGUAGAUGUGAUCAUGUGAGCUCCACAAAAGGGAAAUGCCACCACAGUUCUUUUAGUCAGCUGUGGAUCACGCUUUCAUUUUUUAUUUUUGCUAUUUUAUCUAAUUUUGUUAAUUAGUGUUGUCGGUGACUGCUAAUUGUGUAAUUUUGCAUAUAUGAUUUGCCAUUAUAUAUAUUGAAUUGAGGUCUGGUUGUUAUAAA
Messenger RNA from Hevea brasiliensis (rubber tree), 1178 nucleotides. Its product is annotated as cytokinin riboside 5'-monophosphate phosphoribohydrolase LOG1. Gene Ontology annotation, cellular component: cytosol; nucleus. Bases 236 to 895 code for a protein of 219 amino acids. Gene Ontology annotation, biological process: cytokinin biosynthetic process. NCBI's taxonomy places the organism in Eukaryota, Viridiplantae, Streptophyta, Magnoliopsida, Malpighiales, Euphorbiaceae. The transcript is spliced from 7 exons. Gene Ontology annotation, molecular function: hydrolase activity, hydrolyzing N-glycosyl compounds. The record is from RefSeq and is a predicted model, not a curated record.